UGUACCCACGCCCCCGCCCUGGCCUGGGCUGGCAAGGAAGACCUGUGGGCGGGCGUCAAAAGGGGGACCGGCCCUGUGACCCCUCACCGGGGCCGUGGGCCCGAGCCCCGGACUUCCCGAAGCCGGCAAUGACCGCCUGCGCCCGCCGAGCGGGUGGGCUUCCGGACCCCAGGCUCUGCGGCCCCGCGCGGUGGGCUCCGGCCCUGCCCCGCCUCCCCCGGGCCCUGCCCCGGCUCCCGCUCCUGCUGCUCCUGCUCCUGCUGCAGCCCCCCGCCCUCUCCGCGGUGUUCACGGUGGGGGUCCUGGGCCCCUGGGCUUGCGACCCCAUCUUCUCCCGGGCCCGCGCGGACCUGGCAGCCCGCCUGGCCGCCGCCCGCCUGAACCGCGACCCCGACCUGGCCGGCGGCCCCCGCUUCGAGGUCGCGCUGCUGCCCGAGCCGUGCCGGACCCCGGGUUCGCUGGGGGCCGUGUCCUCCGCGCUGACCCGCGUGUCGGGUCUCGUGGGUCCGGUGAACCCUGCAGCCUGCCGGCCGGCCGAGCUGCUCGCCGAAGAAGCCGGGAUCGCGCUGGUGCCCUGGGGCUGCCCCGGGACGCAGGCGGCGGGCACCACAGCCCCUGCCGUGACCCCCGCCGCGGACGCCCUCUACGCCCUGCUUCGCGCAUUCGGCUGGGCGCGCGUGGCCCUGGUCACCGCCCCCCAGGACCUGUGGGUGGAGGCGGGACACUCACUGUCCACGUCACUCAGGGCCCGGGGCCUGCCCGUCGUCUCCGUGACUUCCAUGGAGCCCUUGGACCUGUCUGGAGCCCGGGAGGCCCUGAGGAAGGUUCGGGACGGGCCCAGGGUCACAGCAGUGAUCAUGGUGAUGCACUCGGUGCUGCUGGGCGGCGAGGAGCAGCGCUACCUCCUGGAGGCCGCGGAGGAACUGGGCCUGACCGAUGGCUCCCUGGUCUUCCUGCCCUUCGACACGAUCCACUACGCCUUGUCCCCAGGCCCGGAGGCCUUAGCUGCACUCGCCAACAGCUCCCAGCUUCGCAGGGCCCAUGAUGCGGUGCUUACCCUCACGCGCCACUGUCCCUCUGAAGGCAGCGUGUUGGACAGCCUGCGCAGGGCCCAAGAGCGCCGCGAGCUGCCCUCUGACCUCAAUCUGCAGCAGGUCUCCCCACUCUUUGGCACGAUCUACGAUGCGGUCUUCUUGCUGGCGAGGGGCGUGGCAGAAGCGCGGGCUGCCGCUGGUGGCAGAUGGGUGUCUGGAGCAGCUGUGGCCCGCCACGUCUGGGAUGCGCAGGUCCCUGGCUUCUGCGGGGACCUAGGAGGAGACGAGGAGCCUCCAUUCGUGCUGCUAGACACGGACGCGGUGGGAGACCGGCUUUUUGCCACAUACAUGCUGGAUCCUACCCGGGGCUCCCUCCUCUCUGCCGGGACCCCGAUGCACUUCCCGCGUGGGGGAUCAGCACCUGGGCCUGACCCCUCAUGCUGGUUCGAUCCAAACAACAUCUGCGGUGGAGGACUGGAGCCGGGCCUCGUCUUUCUUGGCUUCCUCCUGGUGGUUGGGAUGGGGCUGGCUGGGGCCUUCCUGGCCCAUUAUGUGAGGCACCAGCUACUUCACAUUCAAAUGGUCUCCGGUCCCAACAAGAUCAUCCUGACUGUGGACGACAUCACCUUUCUCCACCCACAUGGGGGCACCUCUCGAAAGGUGGCCCAGGGGAGUCGAUCAAGUCUGGCUGCCCGCAGCAUGUCAGACGUUCGCAGUGGCCCCAGCCAACCCUCGGACAGCCCCAACGUUGGCGUCUAUGAGGGAGACAGGGUUUGGCUGAAGAAAUUCCCAGGGGAUCAGCACAUAGCUAUCCGCCCAGCAACCAAGACGGCCUUCUCCAAGCUCCAGGAGCUCCGGCACGAGAACGUGGCCCUCUACCUGGGGCUCUUCCUGGCUCGGGGAGCAGAAGGCCCUGCGGCCCUCUGGGAGGGCAACCUGGCUGUGGUCUCAGAGCACUGCACGCGGGGCUCCCUCCAGGACCUCCUCGCUCAGAGAGAAAUAAAGCUGGACUGGAUGUUCAAGUCCUCCCUCCUGCUGGACCUGAUCAAGGGAAUAAGGUAUCUGCACCAUCGAGGCGUAGCUCAUGGGCGGCUGAAGUCACGGAACUGCAUAGUGGAUGGCAGAUUCGUACUCAAGAUCACUGACCACGGCCACGGGAGACUGCUGGAAGCACAGAAGGUGCUACCGGAGCCUCCCAGAGCAGAGGACCAGCUGUGGACAGCCCCGGAGCUGCUUAGGGACCCGGCCCUGGAGCGCCGGGGAACGCUGGCUGGUGACGUCUUUAGCUUGGCCAUCAUCAUGCAAGAAGUGGUGUGCCGCAGUGCCCCUUACGCCAUGCUGGAGCUCACUCCCGAGGAAGUGGUGCAGAGGGUGCGGAGCCCCCCUCCACUGUGUCGACCCUUGGUGUCCAUGGACCAGGCACCUGUCGAGUGUAUCCACCUGAUGAAGCAGUGCUGGGCAGAGCAGCCGGAACUUCGGCCCUCCAUGGACCACACUUUCGACCUGUUCAAGAACAUCAACAAGGGUCGGAAGACGAACAUCAUUGACUCGAUGCUUCGGAUGCUGGAACAGUACUCCAGUAACCUGGAGGAUCUGAUCCGGGAGCGCACAGAGGAGCUGGAGCUGGAAAAGCAGAAGACAGACCGGCUGCUUACACAGAUGCUGCCUCCGUCUGUGGCUGAGGCCUUGAAGACGGGGACACCAGUGGAGCCCGAGUACUUUGAGCAAGUGACACUGUACUUCAGUGACAUUGUGGGCUUCACCACCAUCUCUGCCAUGAGUGAGCCCAUUGAGGUGGUGGACCUGCUCAACGACCUCUACACGCUGUUUGAUGCCAUUAUUGGUUCCCACGAUGUCUACAAGGUGGAGACAAUAGGGGACGCCUAUAUGGUGGCCUCGGGGCUGCCCCAGAGGAAUGGGCAGCGACACGCGGCAGAGAUCGCCAACAUGUCGCUGGACAUCCUCAGUGCUGUGGGCACUUUCCGCAUGCGCCAUAUGCCUGAGGUUCCCGUGCGCAUUCGCAUAGGCCUGCACUCAGGUCCAUGCGUGGCAGGCGUGGUGGGCCUCACCAUGCCGCGGUACUGCCUGUUUGGGGACACGGUCAACACUGCCUCACGCAUGGAGUCCACCGGGCUGCCUUACCGCAUCCACGUGAACUUGAGCACCGUGGGGAUUCUCCGUGCUCUGGACUCGGGCUACCAGGUGGAGCUGCGAGGCCGCACGGAGCUGAAGGGCAAGGGCGCCGAGGACACUUUCUGGCUAGUGGGCAGACGCGGCUUCAACAAGCCCAUCCCCAAACCGCCUGACCUGCAACCGGGGUCCAGCAACCACGGCAUCAGCCUGCAGGAGAUCCCACCCGAGCGGCGACGGAAGCUGGAGAAGGCGCGGCCGGGCCAGUUCUCUUGAGAAGUAAGGCCCGGCCCCGGACAGGUUCUGGGCCCUGCUCCCUGUCCCAUCUGCAGUGGACUCCCGGUACUCCCUUUGAGGAGGUGGGGUGAACUGCUCCUUGGCAGGGAUUUGUGACACUGCAUUGCUGGGCUGUGUUCCCUGGGCUCUUCUGGACCUUGCACCGUGGAUACCAGGGCAUGUGCCGUGGUAUCUGGGCCCUGGGAGGGUGGCUGAAAUAAAGGCGUGCUGUCUUCCA
Molecule: messenger RNA, 3678 nt
Organism: Rhinopithecus roxellana (golden snub-nosed monkey)
Lineage: Eukaryota; Metazoa; Chordata; Mammalia; Primates; Cercopithecidae
Gene: GUCY2D
Product: guanylate cyclase 2D, retinal
Exons: 20
Coding region: 129-3440 (1103 amino acids)
Biological process (GO): protein phosphorylation; intracellular signal transduction; receptor guanylyl cyclase signaling pathway
Molecular function (GO): guanylate cyclase activity; peptide receptor activity; protein kinase activity
Source: RefSeq, a predicted model, not a curated record